Temnothorax curvispinosus is the source of this 1056-nucleotide messenger RNA. RefSeq names its product small lysine-rich protein 1. NCBI's taxonomy places the organism in Eukaryota, Metazoa, Arthropoda, Insecta, Hymenoptera, Formicidae. The record is from RefSeq and is a predicted model, not a curated record. The transcript is spliced from 2 exons. The coding region runs from base 573 to 842 and encodes 89 amino acids.
AAAAAAAAAAAAAAAAUUUUUUUUAACUAAGCUAAAGGGCGUCAUGCCCGCCAUUUUUCAAGUUACGCGCAAGAUAUUUACGACCAAAGUUGAGGCUCGGGUCAAAUUGACCCGGUGUGACUACGGAAAAUUAAGAAUGACGUUCCUGCGUGUGAUGGUUUUCACAAGACAUUUUCUUGUUUAACUUCUGAAAUAAUCCCGAGAUUUUUCCCUGGAAUCUCGAUGAAAUAAUCCGGAAUACCACGUGGCUGUGAAAAAUUUAAAGAUGGAUUACGUAAGAACCAAGCUCCCACAGCUGAAUAUCCUGUUUACGACGAAAUAAAAGCCGACAUUCGAGUUUCUCUCUCAUAAAGUCUUGCAAACAUCCUGUCUCAUAUGGCCUUUUCGAUUAAUCUGGAGCGUUAACUAGUUUAGCGAUCAAUGAACUUAUUGAUAUAAUAGUUACAGGUUGAUAUGGCAACGCGUUAUUUAUUCCGGUUUGAGUCUGGCUUUCUAUCACGAAAAUGCAGAAUGCGACGAAAAUGUGGUGAAAGGAAAUUAAUUUAAACGAAUAUCGGUAAUAAUUGAAUACAAUGGCAACGGGUAAAGGAAAGAAGAAAGCCGGUACAAAGACAAAUGGAAAAAAUAAUGGAAAAGGUAGUAAAGGUGGCAAUGGCGGCAAAAGUAAAGGAUCGAAGAAAUCGAGAAGAAGCGGCGGGAAAGCACGAUUCGCCAUGGACAUCUUCAACGAGGAGGUGAUGGAAAAUGCUUAUUAUACAUGCCAUAACAUCAUGGAUGUGCUAAAGUGCCGAGGUUUCCCAUGGCCAGAGGCUCAGAAGAAGAAAGGAAAGAGGAAGAAAUAGUCACGCGAACAUCUGAAAAUAGAUACUUUUAAAACAUUACAAACAGUUUCAAUGUAAUACAAAUAUCUAUUUAUAUAAAACGCAUACUAAGUAAACUAUCAUGGUAUCUGUUCUGUUUUAUAACUAUAUCAACACUUAGCAUUACUUAAUUAUCAUUAUAUUAAUAUAAAAUGUCAAAACCAUUAUUAAAACUGUAAUUUCCAUUUUCUCCUGU